Molecule: messenger RNA, 1736 nt
Organism: Impatiens glandulifera
Lineage: Eukaryota; Viridiplantae; Streptophyta; Magnoliopsida; Ericales; Balsaminaceae
Product: lysine histidine transporter-like 8
Exons: 5
Coding region: 1-1608 (535 amino acids)
Cellular component (GO): plasma membrane
Source: RefSeq, a predicted model, not a curated record
AUGGCUGAUGAAGUGAGUUCGGCCCCAAUAACGCCAAGAGUGAGUUCGGCCCCAAUAACACCAAGGCCAAGGCUGCCUCCGUCCCAUAACCCGACGCCACCGGUUUCUUGUCCGCCGUCCCAAUUCCAUUCCCCGUCCCUAUCCCGAUCACCUCUCCUAUCGGUUGAUACAAAUAUCACACCGGCCAAGACCCCAAAUAGGUUGCGUACCCCACGGUUCUUAACACCCUUGAUCACUCCAUUAGGAAGCCCACUUAGGAAAGCCUUAAGGCUUACCAAGCUUGAUCCACAAGAUGCAUGGCUUCCCAUCACCGAGUCGAGAAAUGGAAACGCUUAUUAUGCCGCCUUUCAUACCUUGUGCUCCGGUAUUGGUAUCCAAGCUCUCGUCCUUCCCGUUGCCUUCACCAUUCUUGGUUGGACUUGGGGGAUCAUAUGUACAUCCAUUGCAUUCAUAUGGCAACUUUACACUCUUUAUUUGUUGGUCCAACUCCACGAAUCACCCGAAACCGGAAUACGUUAUAGCCGGUACCUACAACUCAGCAAUGCAACCUUUGGUGAGAAGUUCUCCAUGGUUCUAACGAUGUUCCCGAUCAUGUAUCUCUCCGGAGGCACUUGUGUUGCCCUAAUCAUCAUCGGGGGAUCGACGUCGAAGAUGAUAUUUGACUUGGCUGCAUGCGGAGCUGGAUCGGUUUGCACGAUGCACAAACUGACAACGGUUGAAUGGUACUUGGUAUUCACGUGUGCGGCUGUGUUAUUGUCUCAACUCCCAAACUUGAACUCGAUCGCGGGGGUUUCCUUACUUGGUGCCAUCACAGCCGUCGGGUAUUGUACUAUUAUAUGGGUGUUGUCGGUUUCGGAAGGGAGGGUUGAUAACGUGUCCUACAAUCCGGUCAGAGAAGGAAGUGAGAUCAACCGGUUCUUUAACAUUAUGAAUGCACUUGGGAUCAUUGCAUUUGCUUUCCGAGGCCAUAACCUAACCCUAGAGAUACAAGGUACCAUGCCAUCAAGCGAGAAGCACCCUUCCAGCGUGCCGAUGUGGAAGGGUGUUCGUGUUGCUUAUGUUAUUGUCGCUCUUUGUUUGUUCCCACUUUCAAUUGGCGGUUAUUGGGUAUAUGGUUCCAAGAUUCCUACUAACGGGGGCAUGCUAACAGCUUUGUACACAUUCCACGGACAAGACGCUCCAAAAUCUCUAUUAGGUUUUACGAGCAUAUGCGUGAUUAUUAACUCAUUAAGUUCAUUCCAAAUUUACGGAAUGCCUAUGUUCGACGACAUGGAAUCAAAGUUCACAACCAGGAUGAAGAAGCCGUGUCCAUGGUGGUUGCGUGCCAUCCUACGUGCAUUUUUUGGGUUUGGGUGCUUCUUUUCAGCGGUUGCCACACCUUUCUUGGGAAGCAUGGCAGGGCUCAUUGGAGGGACAGCUUUGCCAGUGACUUUGGCAUACCCUUGCUUCAUGUGGCUCAAGUUAAAGAAGCCUAAAGCUUAUGGUUCGGUGUGGUGGCUCAAUUGGACUUUGGGAGUGGUUGGAAUGGGACUAAGUGUUUUACUUAUUGCAGCUGGAUUAUAUGUUGUGAUUGAGACCGGCAUUGAAUUUAGUUUCUUUAAUCCCUAACUUAAUUCUAGACUUCCUUAUUUUCCCAUAUAUAUAUAUGUAAUUGUAGAAAGCAAGAGCAGAAAGUUGAAUUUAAAAUUAUAAAGGAAUCAUUAUUAGAGACUUAGAGUAACAUUCUUUGUUGUUGC